CGGGGCACCAUAUUGAACCAGUGAAGCGAUGUUUUGUUACACACCGCACCGCUUUUGUUUCAAUUUACUUUGACAGUUUACUUUAAGUCCGUUUUUUCCACAACUGGAACAAAAAGACAGCUGAAUUGGUCCUCUCUCGGUCACGAUGAAGCUAACGGACAUUAAAAAGUUAAAAGUGGUCGAGCUGCGGUCCAGACUUGAAGAACUCGGGUUGGACAACAAGGGGCUGAAGGCUGAGCUGCUGGGGCGGCUGUGGUCCGCGUUGGAGGCGACACACGGCGACGAAGAGGUGCAACGACACGCGGACCGCUCACUGACACCUACAGCACCGGAGGAGUCAAUGGACGACCGGUCCUCCUCGCCCCCGAGAGGAGCUGGUGUUACGGAGCGAUGCAAACCCGACUGCACAGACAGCGCCACGCAGACGGAGACUGGCGGCAGUCUGCAGUCACAGCAGCUCGACCCGGAGAGCGUUUCAGAGGCGGCGCCGGAGGACCGAGCGGGGGGGAGAGAUGCUGAAAUGCAGCAGGGAGGUGCGGGCGAUCCCGGGGAGGAUAGGGGGGCUCGGGCAUCACAGGAGAUGGGCAGAGGAAGAGCUUUCUACGAGUUCAAAGAGGAGACUCGAUACAAAAGAACCAAAUCAACACAACCUCCAGGGGACAGAGAGGAGCCGGAGAAGGAAGAUGUAGAUAAAGUCAGACUAGAUUCACAUGACAGUCACCUGCACUUUGAGGUGGGUCCUGAUGGCGCAUGUGGCAAGCCGCGGUUCUGGGCCCGAUUCCCCUCGCUGUGGUCAGGAUGCAGGCUCACCCACGGGGUGCUGCAGGGCAAGGUGGGCUUUGAAGUGAGGCUGGAGAGGAAGUUGGUAACUACACAGAUGGAGGAACAAGAAGACACAGAUCCUUGUGGCCUGAGAGUGGGCUGGUCUCUGGCCAACACCUCUCUACUGCUGGGUGAAGAUGACCUUUCUUUUGCUUAUGAUGGGCACUGCAAGAAAGUGUCAGGUGGGAAGGAGGAAGCGUUUGGAGAACUCCUCUCAGAGGGAGAUAUCAUUGGUUGUUAUGCUUCAUUCUCCACAGACGGGGCUGUUGAACUCUCUUUCCAUAAGAACGGUCGUGUCAUGGGUGAGGCCUUUUCCCUGGAGGCCUCUGAGCUGCUGUGUCGCCCUCUGUUUCCUCACGUCCUCUGUAAGAGCUGUUCAGUCCGAGUUCUCCUGGACCCCACAGCUCCUCCCUGGUACCCUGGUCCUCCCGGGUUCACACCGCUGGCAGCUCUCUCUGCUCGGCAGAGGGUGCGCACCACAUUGCCUCCUACCUCCAGAGCACAGUGUAAAGUGUUGUUGAUGGUUGGUCUUCCUGGGUCUGGGAAGAGUCACUGGGCCAGAACUCACAUGAACCAGCACCCUGAGGAGCAGUACAAGCUGCUGGGCACUGAGGAGCUGCUCGCAUGUAUGAUUAGUGAUGGACAGAAGAUCCACAGGCUGCAGCAGGCCUCUCAGUGUCUCACUGAUUUGAUCAAGGUGGCUGCUCAGACGCCUGGCAACUACAUCCUCGACCAGUGCAACAUCCUCUUCUCUGCACGGCGUUACAAGCUGCAGCUGUUCACAGGCUUCAGGCGCCAGGUGGUGGUGGUAUUUCCCUCACCGGACGAGUGGAAAAGACGACUGUCUCGGCACCAGAUGAGCAACGGGGAGCAGAUCCCUGAGACCGCCCUGCUCAAACUCCAAGUGAGCUGCAGUCUUCCAGAGCAGCACAGCAACCUGCUGGAGGAGCUUCAGUACGUAGAGCUGCCUCAGGAGCAGGCACGGACACUCCUGCAGGAGUACAGGGAUGAGGCUCGCCGACUGCUGCCCCCCAUCCCCGAACAGAAGAAGAAAACCCGACAUUACAUGAAAAGACCCCACCAUCACGGCCCUCCACCCUCACACAGGAGCCGGACUGGACUUCAUGGGGGGAACGACACAAGACUCAACAUGCAGCCAUGGAGGCAGCAGCCAAGAUAUUGGAGUGUGUCUCAUCGGGAUCCGGGCUGCGACUACAGAGACGUUGGAUACGGCAGAUAUGAAGGUUACUGGUGAAGAAACAGAUGCCGCUGCACAUCUGUUCUGAUAAUCGUUCUACUGAUGUCAUUUGCUAAACUACAUCAGCAAGAAAUAUUAUUAAAAGAAUACAGCAUGUUGCUUUGACCGAUCAAAGAUAAUCAGUGUUGUAUCACUUUAAAGGAUUUUUAUUAAAAAUAGUUUAUUAAUUCAAUCAUGUUUUUACUGUGCAAUUUACAAAUCAUGAAAAUACACAGUAUUUUGUGAACACCAGUUGAGAGUUUUCAAAGUCAGAGUAAGAAAUUCCUCAAGUCUUCAUGUUUCAAGAAAUUUCUCCCUGGGGAUGAAUAAAGUAAUAUCUAAUCUAAA
This is a messenger RNA of Cyclopterus lumpus (lumpfish), 2407 nucleotides long. Its product is annotated as heterogeneous nuclear ribonucleoprotein U-like protein 2. Lineage: Eukaryota; Metazoa; Chordata; Actinopteri; Perciformes; Cyclopteridae. The record is from RefSeq and is a predicted model, not a curated record. Gene Ontology annotation, cellular component: membrane. The coding region runs from base 146 to 2077 and encodes 643 amino acids. Gene Ontology annotation, molecular function: protein binding. The transcript is spliced from 11 exons.